Hansenula ciferrii is the source of this 993-nucleotide messenger RNA. RefSeq names its product Bcd1p (gene BCD1). The coding region runs from base 1 to 993 and encodes 330 amino acids. Gene Ontology annotation, biological process: box C/D snoRNP assembly; maturation of LSU-rRNA from tricistronic rRNA transcript (SSU-rRNA, 5.8S rRNA, LSU-rRNA); snoRNA localization. The record is from RefSeq and is a predicted model, not a curated record. Gene Ontology annotation, cellular component: nucleus; pre-snoRNP complex. The transcript has a single exon. NCBI's taxonomy places the organism in Eukaryota, Fungi, Ascomycota, Saccharomycetes, Phaffomycetales, Wickerhamomycetaceae.
AUGGAAGAACUAAAAAAUCUUUGUCAGAUUUGUUAUACAGAAGAUCACAAGUACAAGUGUCCCAAAUGUGGAACCAAAACAUGUUCUCUUCCCUGUGUAAAGAAGCAUAAGACACAAUCUCAAUGUGAUGGGGUUGUGGAUAAUACUAAAUAUAUCAAGAGAGAUGAAUUCGAGUCAAAUGAGCAUUUAGUGCAUCGUGAUUAUAAUUUCUUAACCAAUUUGAAUAGAACUAUUGAUGUUACAAAAGGUGAUGUACGUUCUCAAAAUAAGAAAAUUUUGGCACAUAAUUAUAGACAAAACAAUAACAAAAGAUUUCAGAAACAUGGUUAUGAUUCCAACUCAAAUCAAUAUGAAACUAUUACCAAGAGACAAGUCAAUAUUAGAUUACUCCCGAAAGGUAUGCAAAGAUCAAAUAUGAACAAGUCCGGAUGGGAUAAGAAGAAGAAUACAUAUGUAUGGACUAUCGAAUGGAUAUUAUUAGAUCCUUUAAAUGGACAAGAAUUACAGAGGAAAGUAUCUUAUAGAAUUGCAGAGAAUUGUAAAAUUGGAGAUAGUAUCCAUCCUAUAAUUAAAGAAGAACUGAAAGACCAACCAUUUUAUUGCUUUUUGAAAAAACUAGAUACACCAGCUUCAAAUCCUAAAUUUAUACCUUUACAAAAUGAUUCAUUUUUAGCAGAUGCAUUAAGAGAUCAAACUGUCAUUGAAUUCCCAACUAUAUUGGUGUCUACUAGUGAUAAAGUUGCAGGUUAUACGGUAUAUGAAAGUGAAUCAGAAAGUGAAUCAGACUCCAGUGAUGAUAGUGAUAGUGAUUCUGAUAGUUCAUCCGAGGGCAGUUCUAGUGAUGAAGAUGAACAAGAUGAUCAGCCAGAGGAAGUGUCAUCCAAGGUUCCACUGAUACAAGAGAUCACAUCAGAAAAGACAAACAAUGAAAAUUCUGAACAAAAGCCUGAAGAAAGGUCUGAAGAUAAAUCAGAAGCUCAAGAUGGUAAUUAA